Messenger RNA from Arachis ipaensis, 1296 nucleotides. The record is from RefSeq and is a predicted model, not a curated record. Lineage: Eukaryota; Viridiplantae; Streptophyta; Magnoliopsida; Fabales; Fabaceae.
AUGGCUAACUUAGUGAAUACCAUGGAGGCUAAUGCUACUGCGACUCUGCAAGUGGUGCAGAGAUUGGGCCAACCGGCCGGGAACGGAAACGGGAAUAGCGAAGGGAAUGCUCAUGAUAAUGCUGAGGGAAACUGUGAUAAAAUGGGUGGUGUUCCGAUGACCUUGGCGACGUUCCUCAAGGUUCAUCUGCCAAUUUUCCGAGGAUCAACUAAUCCUACUGAAGUGGACAACUGGUUUCAGGCCAUGGAGCGUGCUUUACAGGCACAGCACGUUCCGAACAAUCAAUAUGUUGAAUUUGCUGCUUAUCAGCUGGCAGGAGAGGCCCAGCACUGGUGGCAAGCAGAGUGCCGCAUGUUACAGCUUCAGAACGCCGACGUUCCGUGGGACAUAUUUCAGAUGGCCUUUUAUAAGAAAUACUUCCCUGAGUCUGCAAGGGAAGGUGCUCCAGAGACUUAUGAGAGCUGGAAGUGUAUUAAAUACCAAAGGGGCUUGAAGGACAACAUAAUGACUGCUGUGGCUCCUAUGGAGAUUCGUACCUUCUCGGACUUAGUGAACAAAGCAAGGGUGGUUGAGGAGUAUGCCAAGACGGUACCUUCGUCCAAGGACACUCAUGGAGGGAACACUAGCAAGGGAUGUGGCAAGUAUUUUCAUCCGAGGGGUCAAAGCUUCAAGAGAGGAGGAUAUGCACCUCAAGGUAAAGGAGGCUUCAGAAAGAACACUCAUGAUCAAUUUCAGCGUGGUAAAGUGAACUUGGAUCAGAUUCCAGUAGUUAGAGAUUUUUCAGAGGUAUUCCUGGAAGAUAUCCCUGAAUUCCCACCUCAAAGGGAGAUCGAGUUUGCGAUUGAAUUGGUGCCGAGAGCCGGACCAAUAAGGGUAAAGGAGGAUGAUAUCCCUAAGACUGCGUUUAGGACGUGCUAUGGACACUACGAGUUUGCGGUGAUGUCCUUUGGGUUAACGAAUGCUCCUGCUAUUUUCAUGGAUUACAUGAACAGAGUCUUUCGUCCCAUUUUGGACAAAUUCGUGGUGUUGUCGAAAUGUGAGUUCUGGAAGAAGGAAGUCAAGUUCUUAGGCCAUGUGGUGAGCAAAGGAGGUAUAGUCGUGGAUCCUUCUAAGGUUGAAGCGGUGAUGGAAUGGGAAAGACCAACGACGGUGACGGAGGUCAGAAGUUUCUUGGGUUUAGCCGGAUACUACCGGAGAUUCAUUGAAGGGUUUUCCCGGAUUGCAUUACCAAUGAAAAAGUUGACAAGGAAGGAGGUGCCUUUUGUGUGGACGUCAGAGUGUGAAGAGAGUUUUUAG